UCUGUGUUAAAAAAUUAACUGCCUUGCCUUAGUCUUUGAAAAUGUCAGUAGUCAGUACUGUUGUGUAAUUUGUAAACAUUAUUUAAACCGUUCGAAAUAAAGUUGUUUUAAAUAAAAACAACUAAGUACAGCAAUGGCUAAUAAAAUUAAAGAUGCUGCUAAAAAGUUUCUGUUAUUAGGCCAGUGUGUACCCACAGUUAAACAAAAUGCAACUAAAAUACGGGUUAAGAGGUUAGAAUUAGAUGAAAAUUUACUAAUGUAUUUCAAAAAGGAUGAUUUCUACUACUGUUACGACCCAAAUAAAAUGUGUAAAACUGGUGAUAUCGUUUUAAUUAAAGCUCUUCCUCAGAAAAUGACUAAAUUAAUAACACAUGCAGUGGAAGAGGUAGUAUAUCCAUUUGGGGAUGUAACUGAUCCAGUCACAGGCAAAAAAGUAGCCAAAGAAAGAUACCGUGAAGAUGUUGAUCGACAGUCUGAACUUUACGGGAAGUUAGAUUCUGGCUUUGAUUAUAAAAAGGCACCUCCCAGAGGUUGGCAAGAAGGAAAGAAAGAUUUCACAUCAAAACCUACAUAUACAAGGUUUCAUGUUUUUGAUGAAAAUGAUCCUUAUUCCAUUUAAAUAUUACCUGGACCUUAUUGUAGCAUAAUUUAAGUAGAUAAUAAAAAUGAUUAAAAUAUGAA
Pieris napi is the source of this 681-nucleotide messenger RNA. It is a transcript of the gene mRpS17, whose product is annotated as 28S ribosomal protein S17, mitochondrial. Gene Ontology annotation, molecular function: structural constituent of ribosome. Lineage: Eukaryota; Metazoa; Arthropoda; Insecta; Lepidoptera; Pieridae. The transcript has 2 exons. Gene Ontology annotation, biological process: mitochondrial translation. Bases 134 to 619 code for a protein of 161 amino acids. Gene Ontology annotation, cellular component: ribosome; mitochondrial small ribosomal subunit. The record is from RefSeq and is a predicted model, not a curated record.